AUGUUUUCCCCGACUAUAAUCUUCUCAAGCAAAGAGUACAUUGGGAUAGCAAAUAUCGAGCAUCCAGAGGUGUCCGGAGUAAGCAGAAACAAUGCUCCACACUUCAUAUAUAGAGCGCCGCCCAAUUUUGACGACCGAUGGGACGAUCCAGAGGAUGACCUGGAAGAUGCCAGUCUUGAUCCCGAGGAUGAGGUAGUAUUCAAUAUGCACAUCCGGGUUCCAAUGCGGUGCCGUUCUGGCUUUAUUAUCCACGCCUCAUGCUAUUCCCUUCUCGAACAGUUCUUUAGCCCGGGCGAAGUUCCCAUAGCACGCCUGAUGGACUUAUUCUGGUCCUGUCCCAUUCUGGGGUGUGGUAUGAGCACCCUUGAUUGGGGCCAUGAAUAUGGUGGAGCCUGCAGGGUCAAGGAGCACUAUCCGUGGGAGCAAAGGGUUGUAAAGGUGGAAGGCUCGAGGAUAUUCUACAAACCUGACAUUUCCGAACCAUUCUUCCUCCGAGAUCCGUGGGAGGCGCUGAAGGACGACAAACGCGUAAAAGCACUCGUACGGAGAGCACGACUCAACGAUAAGCGAAAGAAACGAAGGAUGGUUGAACGAAGCACAGCUCCAAUAAGUGGCUAUGCUGAGCCUAAUUGCCUAACCAGUCUCACCCUUGAACUCCUAGAGCUCAUAAUUGUUCAGCUACCCACAGUUGAUGCAUUGGCAUUGUCCCAGGCCUCGAAAGGAUUGGCCCGGAUUAUCCCUUCCAACCUGGGUCAGUCCUUUUGGAGGUCUCGAUUCCAGCCAGAUCUCGAGCUUGGUUAUGCGUUCGAAGCUAACAAGACUAACUGCUUGCUUGACUGGAAAUGGUUAUACUUCAAAUUCAGAGAUCUGACACGUUUCGAGCCAGGAUUGAAAAAUAGAAAGCGUAUCUGGAAACUUAUUCGGUCACCUAUAUCUGAACUGGCAGCUUUAGGUUGGAGUGGUGAUACCUCUCUGCGUCCUUUGAAUAUCGAAAAGAACCAGCUUAGAUGGACAGAGGGCCGCGGAGUCAUCCACCCCAUGGAAAGUGAAUGUCCAGAUUAUCCAGAUAUGAAGAGCCGGGAUUUCCAAGAUGGGUGCAAGGAAUUUUACACUCAACUAACUGCUAUCCCCGAUGAUAUUCACCAGAUUAUAGCCACCACUGUAGUGGCUGGCGAAGCUCCUUUUGUUAGCGGACUCCGUUUCAUCACCAAGGGAGGCCCUGAUAUAUGUCUGGGAUACACGAGAGGGGGGGAGAGGCAGUAUUUGGAUAUUGUUGGCGGGUCGGCGAAGUCGACGGGCCUAAAGGGUUUUGCUCUCUCAGUAGGACAGAAAGGAAUACAUGGGCUGAGAGCCAUAAGCCAGGAUGGCAGAUGCUCGGAAUCGGCUGGCCUGACUCACAAGCUACUCGAGCCACAAUAUCUCGUGGUGCCAAAGCGUAUCAUUAGCCUAGAGGCAGGCUUCGAUGGAUUCAAGAUGGUCCGACUUGCAAUUGCGGAAUACCAGCCAAACAGCUCACAGGGGAACCAGCCGCCACGGAAGAAACGCAAAACUGAACUGGUAUCAACCUAA
Molecule: messenger RNA, 1569 nt
Organism: Trichophyton verrucosum HKI 0517
Lineage: Eukaryota; Fungi; Ascomycota; Eurotiomycetes; Onygenales; Arthrodermataceae
Exons: 3
Coding region: 1-1569 (522 amino acids)
Molecular function (GO): protein binding
Source: RefSeq, a predicted model, not a curated record